AUGCCACCUGAGGGUUGGGAGAGCAGCCACAGAGGGUGUGACGGAUCCGGCCGUCGCACACUGGCUGAGGGCGUUAACGGCUGGCGUACGAGUGCCCGGAGGAACUACAUGGGCUGGAAGCACUCGCCAGAUGCCGGCGCCCCGAGCCACAAGGGGGAGGUGUGGUCCUUCUGUUUUUUGAUCUUGAAUGUGUGGCUGCUGAGCUUCUUUCUGGCAGCGCUCUGGUGGGAACUCCUGUAUCUGGUCCCUCCUUUGGAAAAUGAACCUAAGGAGAUGCUGCCUAUGAGGGAAUACCGCGAGACCGUGCACUCCCAGGGGCAGCAGCUGUGGCUGCUCAAGGCUAAACUGGGUAAACUCCACAAAGUGUCCAGCUUCAUUCGCGCUGCCAACAGCGAGAGAAUUGCCAAGCUUAUGUUCCAGAGGCUGAGUAAGGACUUCGUGGCGAAACCCGACUAUGCGCUGAGCUCCGUGGGUGCCUCCAUGAACCUAGAGAAGACAUCCCCAAACUCUGAAGACCCAGACACAGCUUACUUCUGGAAUGGCUUCAGCUUCUGGAAUUACACGCAGUCACCUACGGUUAUCCUGGAAGUGGGCUUCCAGUCGGAAGGGACCUCUGGCAGGAUGCUGGGGAAAAGAACCAGAACCCGGGCUGUGGGUGGGGCCUAA
This is a messenger RNA of Chrysochloris asiatica (Cape golden mole), 666 nucleotides long. RefSeq names its product sperm associated antigen 4 (gene SPAG4). The record is from RefSeq and is a predicted model, not a curated record. NCBI's taxonomy places the organism in Eukaryota, Metazoa, Chordata, Mammalia, Afrosoricida, Chrysochloridae.